GAUUUAAAAAAAAAAAAAAAAAAAGUGGAUAAGAAAAAGAAAUCUGAAAAACAAAGACAAAGGGCCUCUCUCUCGCGUCAUCUCAUCCCAGAGAGACUAGUGACUAGUCUAGGCGGGCGCCGAUAUGGCCGUAUCCUUAGCAAACUGCUGCUUCUCCCUCCUCAAUGCCUCCGUUAAACUUCAGUCCUCCUCCCUCUCUCCCCCUUCCUAUUUCGUUGCCGCAUCGCAGUCCCCUCGACCUUCCAAUCGGAAAUCCUCGAGGUCUGAUUCGUUCAAUCCUGAGAGCCAGAGGAAGAAUCAUCCUGGUGGUAUAGUUCGCGAUGAGAUUCUGCACGGCGGUGCUCCUCAUCAAACUAUGGCAUUCAAGGCCUUUGGUUCCCCCAAAAAGGAUAAAAAAGAUGCUCCUCUUUCUCGCGACCAACAGACUGAUCCUGCCAAGAUUCACGAUGCAUCCUUUCUCAAUGCCGUUGUCAAGGUUUAUUGCACUCAUACUGCCCCUGAUUACUCCCUCCCAUGGCAGAAGCAACGACAAUUUACUAGCACUGGCAGUGCUUUUAUGAUCGGAGAUGGCAAGCUCUUGACCAAUGCUCACUGUGUCGAGCAUGACACCCAGGUUAAAGUUAAGAGAAGGGGAGAUGACAGAAAGUAUGUGGCUAAGGUUUUAGUUAGAGGUGUGGACUGUGAUAUAGCUUUGCUCUCAGUUGAAAGCGAGGAUUUCUGGAAAGGGGCUGAACCUCUACGCCUUGGCCAUUUACCCCGCCUUCAGGAUUCUGUAACUGUCGUGGGAUAUCCUCUUGGAGGAGAUACAAUCUCUGUUACAAAAGGGGUUGUAUCACGUAUAGAGGUAACAUCAUAUGCUCAUGGAUCAUCCGACUUGCUUGGAAUUCAAAUCGACGCUGCAAUAAAUCCAGGGAAUAGUGGUGGCCCUGCAUUCAAUGACCAGGGGGAGUGUAUUGGAGUAGCAUUUCAGGUUUACAGAUCCGAAGAAACUGAAAAUAUUGGUUAUGUGAUUCCAACAACAGUUGUUUCUCACUUUUUGACUGACUAUGAGAGGAACGGAAAGUACACGGGUUACCCUUGCCUUGGAGUAUUGCUGCAAAAAUUGGAGAAUCCAGCUCUGCGGGAGUGCCUCAAAGUUCCUACGAAUGAGGGGGUGCUGGUGCGAAGAGUUGAGCCUACAUCUGAUGCAAGUAAAGUCCUGAAAGAGGGAGAUGUGAUUGUAAGUUUUGAUGAUCUACACGUGGGAUGUGAAGGAACUGUACCCUUCCGAUCCAGUGAACGCAUAGCAUUCCGUUAUCUCAUCAGUCAAAAAUUUGCAGGUGAUAUCGCUGAGCUUGGUAUCAUUAGAGCAGGAGAACAUAAGAAAGUUCAAGUAGCUCUAAGGCCACGAGUCCACCUGGUACCUUACCAUAUUGAUGGAGGGCAGCCAUCAUACAUUAUAGUUGCUGGUUUGGUGUUUACUCCGCUCUCAGAACCCUUGAUAGAGGAGGAGUGCGAGGACACCAUAGGAUUGAAAUUAUUAACAAAGGCGCGCUACUCCGUGGCAAGGUUCAGAGGAGAACAAAUCGUCAUCCUAUCACAGGUCUUGGCAAAUGAAGUAAACAUCGGCUAUGAGGACAUGAAUAACCAGCAGGUCCUAAAGUUCAAUGGAAUUCCUAUAAGAAACAUCCAUCAUUUGGCACACCUCAUUGACAUGUGCAAAGAUAAAUAUCUAGUUUUUGAGUUCGAAGACAACUACGUCGCUGUUUUGGAGAGAGAAGCUUCAAAUUCUGCUUCCUUGUGCAUCCUUAAAGAUUAUGGAAUUCCCUCAGAAAGAUCUGCGGAUCUGCUCGAGCCAUAUGUAGAUCCGAUAGAUGACAACCAAGCUCUAGACCAAGGUAUUGGAGACAGUCCUGUGUCAAAUCUGGAAAUCGGCUUUGAUGGACUGGUGUGGGCAUAAAUUGUUAAAAAAAGGCGUCCGCAUAUGGAAACCACUGAAAGCUCACACAGCUUCCCAGAACAUAUGGGAAAGCUCUCAGCUUCAUCCUCGUUCAUAAAUUCGUGAGGUGUUCCAAGUAUAGUGAAUUCUUUCUUCUUUCUUCAAUCCUCUAGGGAUUGAGUUUAAUAGAAAGUUGGCCAUAAGAAUGCUCAGCCAUUGUGUUCAGAUGAGUGUACUGACCAAAGUCAACAAAUGAUUCAACAUCCGAUUUUGAUGAUAGAUGAAAUGCAGCAAUGUCUACUGUAAUAUUUUCCAGUGAAUCAUUGCUUCCGGUUUUUACCA
Molecule: messenger RNA, 2260 nt
Organism: Capsella rubella
Lineage: Eukaryota; Viridiplantae; Streptophyta; Magnoliopsida; Brassicales; Brassicaceae
Product: protease Do-like 2, chloroplastic
Exons: 19
Coding region: 125-1939 (604 amino acids)
Biological process (GO): proteolysis
Molecular function (GO): serine-type endopeptidase activity; protein binding
Source: RefSeq, a predicted model, not a curated record